CAGGAAGGGUGGAUCCUGCGUGUCUUGCAUCAACAUGGCCCAAGUAAUGUGCAAUGUGCCUCAGAGCCUGGCAUCCUGCAGAUGUCCACCCUCCACUUCUGCGUCGAGGCGUGGUUUCCUUCAAGGAGCAGCAGUCUCAGCACCGCUCAGCAGAGUGUCUGGAUCUCCUCUAAGGACAGCGGUUCUCGCAAUUGAGGCUCGAUACAGAGGGAAGGGCACAGAUCUGAGCAAGGUUGACCAAUUUAAGCGGCACGAAGCAGACGUGGGUUCCACAGAGAUUCAAAUAGCACGCAUCUCUGCGCGCGUAUUGCAGCUCACAGAACACCUGCAGACCCACCGCAAGGACUAUGCAUCCACGCGUGGCCUUGUCAUCCUUCUAGGACAGCGCCGCAGGUUGCUCACAUACCUGUACAAGCACAACAGGCCCAAGUAUGAGCAGCUGCUGCGUGAGCUCAGCAUCAGGCCUCUCAAGGUGCAGGCAGCCAGAGGAGUGAUUGUGAAGCUGUCAGAGGGGUCAGAGGUUGAGGUCAUGGGUGCUGCGGCCGUGGAGCAGGCCAUGGUAUGAGUUGGGAGCCCACGCACUCAGCCAAUGCUCAAUUGUGAUUACAAAUGUGCAAUGAGAGUAUCCUUUUCAAUCUGAUGGGGGUGCAAGGCUACACAUCGCUGCAGAGACUGCAGCUGAAAAACCAAACACACAAAUCAGCAGAAAGUGCUUGAUGGGUCCUCUCACUAGCCCGGCUGGGCAAGUAAAUCAGAUUUGCUUGUGAUCAGGUGUACAAUUUUACCUGCAAAGUCUUGGGGACGAAUGUUAUGUUAGCUUCCUUGGAAGAGAACUAAAGGCAUGGCUGACUUUUGACUAACCGCUUUUAAAGUUACUCAAGCCAUUUUGUGUUGGUUGUCAGGCAUGUAACAGAACAUACGUGCAAUUUUGUUUGCACUGCUUUAUAGC
Coccomyxa subellipsoidea C-169 is the source of this 949-nucleotide messenger RNA. RefSeq lists its product as hypothetical. Lineage: Eukaryota; Viridiplantae; Chlorophyta; Trebouxiophyceae; Coccomyxaceae. The record is from RefSeq and is a predicted model, not a curated record. Bases 35 to 565 code for a protein of 176 amino acids. The transcript has 4 exons. Gene Ontology annotation, molecular function: structural constituent of ribosome. Gene Ontology annotation, cellular component: ribosome. Gene Ontology annotation, biological process: translation.